UGAAAAUGGUGAUCACAAACCCUACAAUUAAAUUUCACAACUACUAGAUACUAGUACUACAUCAGUACUUUUCCAACGCUUGAGAGAUUUAAGGACACUUUCUCUCUCUACCGUCCCUUUUUAUCUCUUUAUUUCUAGGGUUUGUUUGAACACUUCAAUAUCCUACUCCCAUCUUCUAUAUCACUCAGAUUCAGAUUUAUUUUUCAGGAGAAAGUGGGGAAGACAAGACUAAAACUAAUCAAACAAAAAAGUGGGUUCUUUUUUACAUCAUCAAAGAUUGAAUCUUCAAAUUUUGUUCGAGUUAGCAGAAGAUAAAGAAUCAAGGAUCUUUUGGGAUUUUGUUUUAGUUUUUGUAUUACAAAACGAGUUUUGUUUUGUUGUGGUCUGUAUUUGAUUUAUUGACAAAUGCCUGAUGCUGCCGAUUUCUUUAAAUUUUAGCAAAUUCUAAGGAUCUGCUUCUUGUUUUUUAAGGACAAUCUUUGUGAUAACUUUGGAAAAUCCUCCAGUAUUACGCCCAGAAACCCUCUUUACUGAAACAAGGGUUGGUUUUGGACAGUGGACACUACACUGUUGUUUUGUUUUCUGGACAUUGAAAAGUGAACUUGACCCGAUUUGUGAGGUGGGUUAUCCAUGGACAGAUCAAGAUCUAAACGGAGCUACUACUAUGACCAUCAAGACUAUGACCCUGAACCCUUUUCUAGGACAAGGCCCAGAUACAAUUCCUCUGCUCCUAAUCAACACCAUUACCCUGGAAGUCGGAAUCGAGGUGGUGGUGGUGGUGGUGGAGGAGGAUUUGGUGAUAGAAGUGGUGGAGGGUUUGGUGAUCGAGGUGGUGGCGGUGGAGGAUUUGGUGAUAGAGGCGGUGGCGGAGGAGGAUUUGGUGAUAGAGGUGGGGGUGGUCGAAUGGGAGUAAAGGUUGGUUCGGUUUCAGGUUCAGGUUCGGAUCCAUCAAUGGUGACAACUAGUUAUAGGAUACUAUGCCAUGAUAUGAAGGCAGGAGGGGUAAUUGGAAAAUCAGGAAGUAUAAUAAAGGCAAUUAGACAACAUACUGGAGCUUGGAUAAAUGUUCAUGAGCUUGUGCCUGGAGAUGAGGAGAGGAUUAUUGAGAUUUCGGAUACGAGGAGGAGAGACCCUGAUGGGAGAAUGCCCGCAUUUUCGCCAGCUCAAGAGGCAUUGUAUUUGAUCCAUGAGAGGCUUCUUGAGAGUGAAGGGUAUGUUGAUGGGGAGGGAGAUUUUGGGAGAGGUGGAAAUACUAACAAUGGGAGGGUAGUCACUAGGUUGGUUGUAUCAAGAUUACAUGUUGGGAGUUUGUUGGGUAAAGGAGGGAAGAUUAUUGAACAAAUGAGGGUUGAUACAAAGACUCAAAUUAGGAUUCUUCCCCGUGAUCAUACGUUGCCUCGUUGUGUUUCGAUGGGGGAGGAGAUUGUUCAGGUUAUUGGUGAUAUGAAUUCUGUGAAGAGUGCCUUAGCUAUUAUCUCAUCGCGCUUGAGAGAGAGCCAGCACCGUGAUCGUAGUCAUCACCAGGGGCGAUAUAACUCAGAGGAUCGGUUCAUUGAAGAAGACUUCAAUCCUAACAUGAAUCGUAAAUCGUCUAUGGAUGGUGGUCCAUACAGCUCUCGAUUACACUCUAACUCAUCCAAUAAUAGGGGCAAUAGUUAUUCAUCUCGUUCGGGUGGUCAUAUGUACGAGUCUGAAGGUGCACCCUAUACUGAAAAUUUUCAACCCUCUUUUGAAGACCUGGUGUUUCGAAUACUUUGCCCGAAUGAUAGGGUUAAUAGUGUGGUUGGCGAGUCCAGUGGAAUCAUGGAUCUUCUUCAAAAUGAAAUUGGUGUGGAUGUUAAGGUUUCUGAGCCGAUUGAUGGUUUUGAUGAGCGCAUAAUUACUGUUUCAUCUGAUGAGGGGCCUGAUGAUGAACUAUUUCCAGCUCAGGAAGCGUUGUUGCAUAUUCAGACUCGUAUUGUGGAUUUAGUUCCAGACAAAGAUAAUUUUGUCACUACAAGGUUGCUUAUCGCAUCCAGUGAUAUCGGAUGCUUAAACGAAGGAGAUGGAGCAUUAUCUGAGCUAAAGAAAUUAACUGGUGCAGACGUAGAAGUCCUGCCUAGGGACAAAGUUCCAUCAUUCAUAUCAAGCUCCGACGAGCUGGUUCAGAUUGUGGGAGAGAUUAAAGUAGCUCGUGAAGCUCUUGUUGAGGUGACUGCUAGACUAAGAAGCUAUAUGUACAAGGAGUUCCUCCAGCGGGAUAUGCGUCCCCCACCCGAACCAACUCCAGGUUCAUAUGGAAAUGGGCCUUCUGUUCCUGAAUCGGCUGGAAACAAUCAUGGUCCAGCCUAUGACUCAUUGGCUAUUGAUUCUCCGGCCGUUAAAUCUCAAAAUGUGCAAAGUACUGCUGCUCCAGUACCUAAUAAGGAUGCUGGAUUAUCAAGCAGCGAAACAUCAAAACCGAAUGAAAGUGAUCGUCGUGAUGAUAGCGUCAACAGUCGCCGUGAAGAUACAGCAACCAGCUUGAAUAGUGGCAGGAUCCAGGUGCCGAUGGUCACUAGGAGCACUCUGGAAGUCGUUAUUCCAGAAUAUGCUGUUACAAGGCUUAUGGGGAAAUCCAAAAAUAAACUCGCUCAAAUUAGUGAGUUAUCUGGCGCCAAUGUAACUCUGGUAGACGAUGGACCUGAAACCGAGAAGGUCAUCAGGAUAAGAGGCACUCCUGAACAGGCAGAGAAAGCCCAGAGCUUGCUCCAAGGCUUUUUCUUGAGUAUUCAAGAAGACAAUUGAGGCGCGGGUGAAGGCGAUUCGAGGAUUCGGCUAAUCGUGGAGCUGUUUCAAUUUUCCGUCGGCUUUUCUUCAGCAGCAUGUUUUUGGUCAGCCUUCUGUGCAUCCUUUCUCUUAUCUUAAGCUUCAGCAGGUAAGUAGCUAGGGGGAUGUCAGAGGGUCUUUUUUAUUUGUAAAUACUAUGUAUCAGCAUUUCCCAGAUUUACCUAAAUUACUAAUAGUUGUAUUGGUUUUUUUUUUUUUUUUUUUUUUUAGUAAACUAAAUUUCCCUUUACUCUUUAGUAUCUCUAGUUUAAAUGAAUGUGUUAUUUUUUUUUCUUAAAUGAAAUUUUUUUAGAUCCCCUAAAGAUGCUACAUGUGCCCGAAUCGCAAUUUGCUUGAUUCGCAUCUGAAUUCACGACUACGCUUUUGACUUGGUUGUAGUGUGAUCUUAGGUGCGGAUCUUAUGUCUACAUUGAAAUUUACAUAAUUUCAAAUUAAUUUUGAAUUCGGAUUCAGUUUAUCCGUUUUGUUUUGGUCACCUCAUGGUGCAUCUUUCCCUUUACUCUUUAGUAUGUCCUUUCACUUUCUUGUAAUCGAUCUUAUAAUAAUAUCUUUCAUCUGAGUUUCAAUUUAGUAAAAGUGUUUCUUAUUUAAAUAAUUAUUGGUUUUAAGUAGAUUCUA
Messenger RNA from Amaranthus tricolor (Joseph's coat), 3426 nucleotides. RefSeq names its product RNA-binding KH domain-containing protein RCF3. Bases 631 to 2766 code for a protein of 711 amino acids. The transcript has 8 exons. Gene Ontology annotation, cellular component: cytoplasm; nucleus. Lineage: Eukaryota; Viridiplantae; Streptophyta; Magnoliopsida; Caryophyllales; Amaranthaceae. Gene Ontology annotation, molecular function: mRNA binding. The record is from RefSeq and is a predicted model, not a curated record. Gene Ontology annotation, biological process: regulation of gene expression.